GAUUGGGCGCUGAGCGACGAUUUGAUUGCCGAUACGGAUACGCCGAGCGAGGAGAUUUUGACCACCUCUGCCAUGGAUAUGGAGAGGGAGGUCACCGAGGAGUUCAUGAAUGAGAUCUGGGGAGAUCUCGCGCUGGAUCUGUCCCCUUUUUCUAAUGACAACCUGACCGAUGUCGCCGUGCCAUGGGAGGAGCCGGCGCCAGCGGCGGCGGCCGGCGAGCCGGCCCCGCUCUUCAGCGAACUCUGCCACCUGAUGGAUGCCGUCAGCGACGACCAGUUGCGGGAGCUGUAUGCGGAUGUGGAGGCGUCGCCGCCGGAGGAGCCGACGGCCGCUGCGGCCGAGCCUGCCGCGCCCGCUGAGGAGGUGACCAUCUCUCGUUCGACGAUUGACCUGGGCGCGCUGCUGGAGGAGACGAACAUCGUGUUCUGCGAUUCUCCGCCGCCACCGCCGCCGGCGUCCGCCAAGCACGCAGGGAAGCGCGUCGCUGAGCUGGAGCAGGAGAAUGCCGCGCUGCUGCGGCAGGUCGAGGUGCUGGAGGGGCUGGUGGAGCGGGUGAAGGCACUGGCGCCGCUGCUGACCGCCCGCCCGGCGCAGUGA
Pollicipes pollicipes is the source of this 597-nucleotide messenger RNA. RefSeq lists its product as uncharacterized. NCBI's taxonomy places the organism in Eukaryota, Metazoa, Arthropoda, Thecostraca, Pollicipedomorpha, Pollicipedidae. The record is from RefSeq and is a predicted model, not a curated record. The coding region runs from base 73 to 597 and encodes 174 amino acids. The transcript is spliced from 5 exons.